GAAGUUUGAGCGACCGAGCCAAAGGGGGAAGCAAAAUGGCGGAACUCGAAGAUGUUACGCUAGAUGGGAAACCGCUUCAUUCGCUUCGUGUGGCGGAUUUAAAAGCUGCCUUGGAGCAACGAGGCCUGGCUAAAAGCGGGCAGAAAAAUGCGCUCAUCAAGCGACUAAAAGGGGCACUCAUGUUGGAGAGCCUGCAGCGAACCUCCACCUCUCAUCCCGGCCUGCAGCCCAACUCGCAGAUAGGGGAGGAGAUGAGCCAGAACAGUUUUAUUAAACAGUACCUGGCCAAACAGCAAGAGCUCCUGCGUCAGAGAAUGGAGAGAGAGGCACGUGAGGCAGCUGAGGCAGAUGAUACAGACAGCCCCGCAGGCCCUGAGGAGGACGAUCACACAGCUGCCAACGACAGCACCUCUUACACGCCAGACAAGCAUCACGUUGUAGCAUCUCGGCCCUCUGUGCCAGAGGAUGGAGGAGGUGAUCAGCUGGGUCCACCGGAUCCAGUUGCUCUGGGAGGCCACAGGAUGGACACAAGUGAUGCCUCAGCAUCGCACGAUUCCACUGAUGUACCCACAGCCAAGAUCUGGCGCCCCUCGUUCUCCCAGGAGGAGGUUGCCACUCCCUCACCUCCCCGUGCAGUUGCCUCUCUUUCUGUGCGUGUGGUUGGUCAGCCAGAGCGACAGGGCGUACCCCUGAUUGUACCCCGCCCACAACAAAGAGAAGGAACCGCCCCUGUAGAAGCAGGCCCUGCCCAUCCGAUGCCGCAGCUCAGCCAGUCUGCUCGCACUCAAGAGGACAGCGAUGAAGAUGAUGACGACGAUGAUGAUGACAGCGAUGAAGAUGACGACUGGGGUCCUUCAGCUCGUGGAAGAAAGAACAUCCACACACCUCCAGCGCAGCGCUCGCGGCGCAAGCUUCAGCCCCCUCAACACAUUCCACCCCGUCAUUCUCCACUGCAGCUCCGACAGCCCACUCCUCCUCCUUCUCCCCCUCCAGAGCUCUCCUUCCCCCUGCCUGACACCCCAAAACAGAGUCCCCCAGAGCAGGAUGAACCCGAAGCCCCAGAAGGGGCUGCUGUGUCCUCUCCAGCUUCCUUGCAGAGACAAGAAUCAAGCUCCAGCUCCAGAUCCAGCAGUCCUGAGCCUCCAUCCCAGCGCAGGCCUGGGCCACUCAGCCUGCUGGUGCGCAAAAUGGAAUCUGAGGGAGCUUUUGAUGGUGGGCAGAAGAAGGAUGAUGAGGAAGAGGGAGACACCACUGUGGCAACAGGAGAACAGGUUGAGGCUGGACCUGGGGUGCUUGUAUUUUCUAGAGGAGCAAAUGAUGUUCACACCAGCUGUGAUUCUGAGGUGGUUCCUGAUCAUCAAGAUUCACCUCAAGAGCAGCUGCCUGGGGAGCCUGAGUCUCUGCCCACUAUGCCCUCUAUCACUGAAAACAGCCCUCAGGGGUCAGUGGAGAUGAAAGAAGCCGAGGGGGAACAAGCAAAAAGUUCUCAGCCAGACGAGGAAGAGAAGCAAGAUGACCAGGAGGGCUGUAGUGAGCAGAAGGAAAAGGAGAAGGAGGCUGAGGAGAGCUUUAAUGUAUCAUCAUGGAAACGUGAGCGAGAGGAAUCACCGCCUAGGGAUUCCGCCGACUUCCGUCACACAUCGCCUCCCCCUUCCCCGCCUGCUCCUGCAAAACGAGCACGUAUCUUCUCUGAAGUUCCCCCACCCGAAUGCCUCAUGUCUCCUUCCAAACCGGAGCAGGUGUCAGUCCUUGUGUCAGGGCCGCAGCAUGCAGAUGCAGAUGUUGAAAUGGAGACUGAAGCUCCCGCUGGAGUUCUUCAGUCCUCACCCAUAAAGGAGCACGACAAGGAGAUGAAGGAGGUGAAAGCAGAGGAGCAGGAACCUGCAGAGGCACAUGAAGCAGCAGAAGACAUAAGUAAGCCUCCUUCGUCACUUCCUCCAUCUCCACCACCAGAGGAAGUGGAAGCUGAGCACGAAAGAGAGAGAUCUACAGAGAGCAAAAGAGAGGACUCUGCAGAGAGAGAAAGCGAGAUACCUGCAGAGAGAGAAAGCGAGAUACCUGCAGUGAGAGAAAGCGAGAUACCCGUAGAGAAAGAAAGCGAGAUAGCUGCAGAGAAAGAAAGAGAGGUGCCCGCAGAGAAAGAGAUACCAGCAGAUAAAGAAAGAGAGAUUCCUGCAGAGAAAGAGAUACCAACAGAGAAAGAAAGAGAGAUACCCGCAGAGAAAGAAAGAGAGAUACCUGCAGAGAAAGAGAUACCAGCAGAGAAAGAAAGAGAGAUACCCGCAGAGAAAGAGAUACCAUCAGACAAAGAAAGAGAGAUACCCGCAGAGAGAGGAAGGCAGAGGCCUGCAGAGAGAGGAAGGCAGAGAUCUGCUGCGAGCGAAAGGCAGAGGUCCGCAGAGAGAGGAAGGCAGAGGUCCGCAGAGAGAGGAAGGCAGAGGUCCGCAGAGAGAGGAAGGCAGAGGUCCGCAGAGAGAGGAAGGCAGAGGUCCGCAGAGAGAGGAAGGCGGAGGUCCGCAGUGAGUGAAAGGCGGAGAUCCGCAGAGAGAGGAAGGCAGAGGUCCACAGAGAGAGGACGGCAGAGGUCCGCAGUGAGUGAAAGGCAGAGGUCCACAGACAGAGAAGGAGAGAGAUCCGCAGAGAGGGAAAAAUCACGUGCACGACACUCAUCCUCCUCCAGCCAGUCUUCAUCCUCUGACUCUGAUUCAGAAUCCUCUUCCUCCAGUUCCUCAGGCUCCUCCCCACAGGACAAACCCAGGCCACCCAGUCAGAAUAAGGAUGAAGAGAAGAAAGCAAGCAGCCCAGAUGAUCCAGCAGAGGAGAAGGAAAAACCUUUGAGGGAUGUAAAGCAGGCCACGGUUGCCGAGCCCACAGGUCCCGUCUCUAUGGAGCUCCAGGAACAACCUGAGUCCGAGAGUGCACUGGCUCAUCCUGCCUCACAGGAGGCGCCUGAGACCAGCGAGUCCCGUCCCGAUGAGAGCACCACUCCAAAAGCCUUUGCUGCACGCAAGAUUUCACUUACGACUGCUAAGCCAGAGGGAGCAGCAGUGGAGGCGGAGUCUGGGGGCGGGGCUGGCAGGAAGAGGCGGUGGGGCUCUAGUACAGCAGUCACUGCCAAAAAGCCCUCAAUCAGCAUCACCACUGAAUCACUGAAGUCUUUAAUCCCAGACCUUAAGCCGCUGCAAGAGGCCGUCGUGGACCUGCACCCAGACGAGGGUCGUUUCUCCGGGGACGAGGACUCAAGUCAGCAGCCUGAGCGUGAUGAGGACCAGGGGCUUCAGAUCAGACGUACUGUAACACAGGUGGUUCCAUCUGAAAGUCAAGAGAAUGGGCAGAAAGAAAAGGAGGAGGAUGAAGACGAGGAGGAAGAGCAGCCAGAAGGAGAGAAAGAGAAACCCCCAAAGAAACCAAGGAGGGAGAGCUCAUCAGAGGUUGCCAUGGAAACACAGGAGGGUGACACUAAGAAGGUGACCCCUAACGACUCAGUGGUGCGGCGCUCCAUCAGUCAGCAGAAAGUGGCUGUGUCCAUCACCAUCGAUGACCCGGUGCGCACAGGCCGUCAGCUCUCACCUCCCCGUGGCAAAACAUCCAACAUCAUCCACGUCUGCAACCUGGUUCGCCCCUUUACUUUAGGCCAGCUGAAGGAGCUGUUGAAUCGGACCGGUGCGGUUGUGGAGGACGGCUUCUGGAUCGAUAAAAUCAAAUCCCACUGCUACGUCACCUAUGCCAGUACAGAGGAGGCUGUUGCGACACGUGAAGCUCUCCACGGCGUGAAAUGGCCCUCUAGCAACCCCAAAGUGCUCCGUGUGGACUUCUGUGAGCAGAAGGAGCUGGACUUCCAUAAAGGGCUGCUGACUGGUGAAGAUCCACGAGCUGUUCCAGCCCCUAACCGCCCCGCAGCCCCUCCUCCACUCAUGCCCCCGACACGGGAGAAAGAGCGCGAGCGUGAGCGCGAGAGAGACGGAGCAACUACGAACGUGAGGGACCAGUGGGCCGAGAGGGAGCGAGAGAUGGAGCGCAGAGAAAGGACACGAUCGGAGAGGGAGUGGGACAGAGACAAGGUGCGAGACUUCACCAGGGAGGAAAGGGAAGCAGCCAGGAGAUCACGAUCGCGUGACCGGGAGAGGAGACGCAAGGAGCGAGGAAAGAGCAAAGAGAAGAAGUCUGAGAAAAAGGAUAAACCAGAGGAGCCUCCUGCCAAACUUCUGGAUGAUCUGUUCCGCAAAACCAAAGCAGCUCCAUGUAUUUACUGGCUGCCACUUACUGAAGAACAGGCGACUCAGAAGAGCCUGGAACGAGCGGAGAGGAUGAAGGAGCGGGAGAAGAGGAGGAAGGAGCUCCAGGAGGAGGAGGACAAGAAGCGCGAGGAGGAGAGGAAGGAAAGGGCACGAGGCCGAGAGAGAGACGGGGGGAACGCGGUGAGCAGUGGGGGAGGCUCAAGCCGUCCAUCUGAAGGAGAGAAGGACAAAGAGAGGGAGAGGGAAAGAGACAGGGAGCGGGAACGGGGUAGAGAGAAAGAGGGAGAGAAAAGGAGAGACAGCAACAGAGGCCGAGGCAACGACUCCAAGCCAGCGGGGGGCAGCAGACGCUCACGAAGCCACAGCAAUCCCUCCAGGGACAGAAGGCGUUGAGUGUGUAUGUGUGUGUGUGAGAGAGAGAGAGAGAGCGAGCGAGCGCAAAUACAAGCGUGUGUGUGUGUGGUACUUGGAGGAAGAUGGACACCCGUUCUUGCCGACUGCGCCCCAAAUUAUGAAGCGAAAGUUCCAACCCUGAAAAUCUUCAUUGUUUCAUAUGCAUACACUUUUUUGGUAGCAUCUCACACAUUCAGUCACAUCUGCUGUAUAUCCUUGUUUCAGGACAUUUUUUAUUAUUAGUUCCUUUUUUGUGUUGUAGAAAUCUUUCCCCUUUUGUGAUUUUGCAGUUGAUUACUGUUUCUCUGGUCUUAAACGGAUUCGUAUCAAGGGCUCGUGCAGAUUCAUUUCCUCGUAGUUACGCAUUCACACACACGGACAAGGUUACACCUUUCAGCAGGGUGAUUUUUAUUUUAACGCAUCAUUUUCUCUGUCUUUUUUUUAAAGCCCUUGAUUAUUUUUAUUUAUAAAUUCUAAUUGGAGUCAGUUGUGGCGUACUUCCUUAUAUCAAAGAAUUAUUUUAUUCUUUCUGAGUCUUUUAAUUAACUUUGGUUGACCGAAAGAUCCCCCUAAGCAAAACAUUUUGGCCAUGGAGUCGGGCUAAUUGUGUGUUUUGGACCAUGGCUUCAUCCUUUCAGGCCCUGCUGCACUGAACAGUACACUGACUACCCGCGUAUCUGUCCGGUGUUAACUCUAGAACGGUGCUGUUAUGAAGGAUAACAGGUGUUUAACACAUCUCGUCUCUCCCUGUCCUACUGCCACCUCCCUCCGCAUCGCCCUGUCUCUCCCCAUGUUCUCCUGUUUGGGAGUCUGUAGUCCUCUCAGUUCUUUAGUGUUGUACUCAGAGUUUGAGAUAAGGGAGGAAACUAACAGUUAUAGAUGAGAGGAACGAUACAUGUUUUAAUGAUGUUUUAACUUUUUUUUUUUUUUUUUUUAAGUUUGAAAAAGAGAAAUUCCUAUUUGCUUUUUGAUUAUUUUUUUUCUGAGUAUGCCGAAUGUACAAAGAAUAAAAAAGUGACUAAAGGAAAGGUGGUUGGUGAAUAUUAUUUUAUUUAUUUUUUUAAAGUAUUUGGACUUGGAUGAUUCUUAAUCUUUUUAAGGUGAGCAGCCAAUUAAGAUCUUGUCAUUUCUCUCUGCCUUGUUGAUCUAAGUGACACUAGUCUGUUCUGGAGGUUUUGAGUGUGUGUAUGGAAGUGGACAGAUGGUGUGUCCUUCUAGAAUGCUUAACUGCACUAUAUCAGUAUGUACAACAGUUUGGUGACUGGUCUGACAUGGGUUUAUUUAAAAACAAAGAAGACAGCAUGUUAAUUCUCCUUUAACAAGUAGUGAUUCAGUAAUGCAACAGUGGAUAUGACAAGUCUGGUGAAAUACUUUAACAGCCCAGGUUAAAAAAGAUAAAUGGCCUUAAAAAAUAAUCAGUGUGCUACAUUCAUAAAUUAAAAUGCCUU
Molecule: messenger RNA, 6079 nt
Organism: Ictalurus furcatus (blue catfish)
Lineage: Eukaryota; Metazoa; Chordata; Actinopteri; Siluriformes; Ictaluridae
Gene: acin1b
Product: apoptotic chromatin condensation inducer 1b
Exons: 17
Coding region: 36-4631 (1531 amino acids)
Molecular function (GO): RNA binding
Source: RefSeq, a predicted model, not a curated record